AUGUACAACCCCGUCGACUUCGAUCCCGGCCGCGACCUCGCCUCGGCAGCGCCAUACCGAACUUCAACCGCCUUCAACUCGGCCUUUGCCAACGCAAACAGAUCUCGUCAGCAGCCCGUGCAGCCCGGCCCGGCCGCAUUCCUUCGCGACACCUCCAACUUCGCCCAGCACUUUUCCGUAGACUCAUUCGCCCAUACCCAGCCUUCCGCUCAGCAACAUCCGCCCAUCAAUGACUCGUUCCAACCCUCGCACUCUGCUUUCGAUAUCUCUCUUGCUUCUCAGCCAAGCGCUGCACAGGCUCCUGGAUCGGGCCUCUUCAACAAGCCCGCCUUCAACACAGACGUCUUUGCCAGUGGCAAUGCUUCCGGAAUGCUCCCGACCCACAAGACCAACGGCGGCCUCCCCGGUUCCGCUGCCCAGCAGUCGAACGUUCUCGGGCAGCAACAGUCCAACGGCUUUCCUCACACUGCGCCGGCGCCCUACAUGAACGGCGGCGGUGCUUCGCAUCACUCGAUGCAGUCACAGACGCCCUACGGCCCUCAUCUUCCCACGGCCAACAAGGCCUUCCCGCCCAGUCAGCUCGCCUCGACCCAGGCCGCGGCUGCUCAAUCCUCGGUCCAGGAAGAAAUCUCGACCAUCUUCGUAGUUGGUUUCCCCGACGACAUGCAGGAACGCGAGUUCCAGAACAUGUUCACCUUCUCACCCGGCUUCGAAGCUGCCACGCUCAAGAUUCCUAACAAAGAACCGUCCGUCUACGGUCAGGGCGGACCCGCCAAUGGCUUCCGCCAGGGAAUGUACGGCCAGACUCACGGCGGGCCGAAUGACCCAUACAAUCUCGUCACGAUCAACCAGGGCGGCGUCGUCGUAGAUAAUGGCCGUGAUGGAACAACAUCGUCUUGGCAGCCUAACGACGAGCCUCAUUUCUCGCACAUGCUCAACGGUCCCAAUGGUGCUGCGAACAACCGCAAGCAGAUCAUCGGCUUCGCCAAGUUCCGCACUCGCGCUGAAGCGCUUGAGGCGCGCGACACACUUCAGGGACGUCGUGUCGAUAUCGAGAAAGGCGCCGUGUUGAAGGCCGAAAUGGCGAAGAAGAACCUGCAUACCAAACGUGGACUGGGACCUCUCCAGCUCCAGAACGGUGGCCCUGUUCCCGCGGAUGGUGCACCUACCGGCAACGGCCCGUCUGGCAUGGCUGCCUCAGAUGCUCUUCCUCGCGAUCGCGAAUUGCGCGAGUUUGGCUCGAUGAGCGGCCUUGGUGGGCGUCGUGACGCGCGCUUGGACAUGCGCGUCGAAGAUGAACUCGAUAUGCGCAAGGCGAGCAUCAUUGGUGGCGGCUUCGCAAGGGGAGCUCGGGAGCGUGCUGAAGAGGAAGACCGUCGUUGGAAAGGUGCCGAUCCGGUCAACUCGCGGGCUCGCGGCAGCGACGCUCUCAUGUACGAGGCGUUCCACUCUGUACCCUCUUCUCAGCGACCCACCGGCAACUCUCUGAUGUCGACGGCGGGUGUGGAAGGCGUGCCUGUCCAUCGCGCGUCUGUGUCGGCGUCGUGGGGUUCUGCUGCCCCUCGUAAGGCCACUCUACCCUCGAGUCUGCCCCAAAGGCCACCCUCUACCGGGCAGCAGCUUCAGUACUCUCCUCCGAGUCACGAGGACAUCUAUGCGCUUGGUGCCUUCUCCCCACCCUUGUCGGGGCAAUCGCUCCCACCGCACCCGUCGCUCCCUCUACGACCUCGUCAAUUCUCGCCUACCAGGGGGGAGUACUCGGACUCGAGUGAUACUAGUGCCGGCGCAGACGAAGGGCGCGGGCCGCGCGGCCUCGCCGUGAAUGUACCCCACCCCGUUGCCCCCAGCUCGGGUCCCGCCACGGGGCAAACAUCGCCACAGGCAUCAAGCCCAUCGUCUGACAAGAGCUCCAAUGGUCGUGGCGGCGGCGCUGUUGAUCAGAAUCCACCCAUUAACACGCUCUAUGUCGGCAACCUCCCAAGUUCGCCACCACCGUCUGGACAUGCUCAUAGCUACCUUGAGGAAAGCCUCCGGGAGUUGUUCUCGCAGCAGCCCGGAUUCCGUAAGCUUUGCUUCCGUCAGAAGAGCAACGGGCCAAUGUGCUUCGUCGAGUUCGUAGACGUCAACUUCGCGAAGAAGGCUUUGGACGAGCUGUACGGUGCGACGCUGAAUGGCAUCAUCAAAGGCGGUGGUAUCCGGCUGUCGUAUAGCAAGAAUCCACUCGGCGUUCGAACGCCGACUAAUGCUCAGCAGCAACAGCCGUUGGCUGGUCCAGGGUCUAUCUUCCCUAUCGACGCAUUUCAGCGGGGCUUCGCCGAGAACGAGGCUUCGUACCGUCAUCAGCGCGACAGCCUUGUUUCCCCUACGUCUGCGGGUUUCUCGCAGUAUGGCAUGGGCAUGUCAUCGCCACCGCCGCGCUUCGUCUCGCCUCCACCUGUAGGGCCUUCUUCGAUUUUCGCUGGUCCCGCCCCGCGCCAGGCUCCGGGCGGUUUUUCGCCGCCGUCGAGCUUCUCUGCUUUCAGUCUUCAUAAUCUCCCGUCGAAUCAGUCGCAGCACGCAUUCAACACAUACACCCAGAUACCCGAGCAAGAGCAGAUCGGCCCUCACUCUCAGCAAAUCACACCCUCCACAUCCUCUGAUUCACAGCAGCAACAACCCCAAUCGCCGCCGGCUUCCUCUGCUUGA
This is a messenger RNA of Peniophora sp. CBMAI 1063, 2685 nucleotides long. NCBI's taxonomy places the organism in Eukaryota, Fungi, Basidiomycota, Agaricomycetes, Russulales, Peniophoraceae. The record is from the annotation of a GenBank genome assembly.